Eimeria maxima is the source of this 1644-nucleotide messenger RNA. Its product is annotated as met-10 domain-containing protein, putative. Bases 1 to 1644 code for a protein of 547 amino acids. NCBI's taxonomy places the organism in Eukaryota, Apicomplexa, Conoidasida, Eucoccidiorida, Eimeriidae. The transcript has 11 exons. The record is from RefSeq and is a predicted model, not a curated record. Gene Ontology annotation, biological process: tRNA N1-guanine methylation. Gene Ontology annotation, cellular component: cytoplasm.
AUGUCGCCUGGUUGUUUGUCUGCUCAAGGGGACCUUGCCGUGGCGGAUACCCCUGCAGCAGCCGAAGCCUGCGCACCUGGGGAAGAAACAGCACCAGAACCAUCAACAGAUGUGCCAUUCGGAAAAAUUGCGGCAGGAGCACCUGCAGCAAUGGAAAGUGACGCAUUCGUGCAUCUGGACAAGACCGUCUUUAAUAAAUAUGAAGAUGUCACCUGUCUUCGAGUGCCUUUGCACCAGCUGCAAGAGCUGUCCAAGGCGUUAAGGAAGUACCUUUUCAAGCGGAGGAACGUGAGGCCCAUUAUAUUGGACAUUUUGGAGAGCUCGCAGAAGGGGGGGCCGCAACGAGAGAGCCAACGUGAGCAGCUUGAGGCUGCGCAGCAGGAGGAACAACCUGAGGAGGAGAUGGAGAAGCAGAAGAAGGCUGGAAAGGUCCUCAAUGUGGCUGAGCUAGAGGGACUGCCAGAGUCCCUACAGAGUCUCUUGAAGGAGACAGACAUUCAAGUCUUGCGGCAUCGCGUAUUUCUUGGUUAUGAAAACCUAUCCGUCGUGGAGUGCCUGGCGGCGUUGUUGCCUGAAGGCGUGGAAACGCCACACCGAUUCGAAUGUGUAGGCCACAUCGCCCACCUCAACCUGCCCUCCUCUCUGUUGAAAUUCAAAUACGCCAUCGGCCAAGUUAUCUUGGAUAAACACCCCCAGCUGCGCACGGUGGUUCUGAAGACGGGCAUUGGCUCGAAGUGGAGAGAACUGCAAUUCGAACUAAUCGCGGGGGAAGCAGCAUACGUUGCUAAAGUUAAGGAAGCUGACCUUGUCUUCGAAGUUGAUUAUGCCAAGGCAUUCUGGAACUCCAGGUAUUCAGGGGAAGUAGGAGCGGAGGCAGUUGGUUCAGAAAGUCAGGCAGUGGCAGCGGCACCAGCGGUGGAUGCGUUUGCCGGCGUUGGAGCAUUCGCUGUCUUCCUAGCGCGCACCGGCUGCGUCGUCGCCGCAAAUGAUGGCAACCCCUCAUCGGCAGCUAGCAUGCAAGCGAACGUCAAGAGAAAUGGAGUAGCGAAUUUGGUGGAUGUACACAAUCAAGACGCUCGGGACUUCCUUCGGUCGCAGGCACAGCCAGCCGCAAUUGCUGCUCUCCAGCGGAAGCGCUUGCAAGCAGGCGGAACCCCGUCCAAUGCGAAAGAUGCAAUUGCUAGGAAGGUCGAAUACCGAAGCGCGGUGGAGGUGCAUGUGCUGAUGAACCUUCCAGAGUUAGCGAUUGAAUUCCUGGACGUGUUCCCAGGGUUACUAGCUGAAUCAGAGCCCCAGCCGAAGAGGCACUGCCCCGAUGGAGAGGCGUUGAGCAGCAAGGCAGCGGGAGAAGUUACUCCCCAGGUUUCGAGAUGGCGCGUGCACUGUUACGCCUUCUGUAGGGACCCUAGGCCGGAGCAAGAACUCAAGAUAUCCGACCUGCAAAUGUCGGCGGAAAGCCGCAGAGUCUUCUGCCGUUCAUGCGUCUCCAGCAAUGACUCACCACUGCCUUAUGAACUUCAGGUACGAGACGUGGCACCCAACAAGCAGAUGUACUGUCUGGCCUUCGAUUUACCCCCUGACGUCCUGUAUGGCGAACGCGGGAGCACUACAAGACGGGCAGGCGCGGAGCCUGCACCUCACUGA